AUGAACGACACAAUCACCCCGCCGCGCUCGGACGGCGGCACCAAGUCGCCCCGCCAGCGAUACUCGGACGAGGCCGACGCCUCCAAUACCAAGAACCGCAAGUCGGAUGGCGGCAAAAAGAAGGGCACAUUCUCGAGCUUCAUGAACAGCAUGCUCGGCUCGCCCCGCAGGCCGACCAUCUCUACGCCCACCAAUCCAAUGCACGUCACCCACGUCAGCAUCGACAACGAGACAGGCGAGUUUACGGGCCUGCCCAAGGAAUGGCAACGCAUGCUGCAGCAAAAUGGCAUUACCGAGCAGGAGCAGAAACAGCACCCGCAGGCCGUCAUGGAUGUCGUGACCUUUUACAAGGACAAUGCCGAGAAGAACGAGGAGGACGCGAUAUGGGAUAAGAUGGGGCCUGCGCAGGCGUAUGCAUACCAGGCAAACCUGACGCCAGGCUCGGGCUACAGCAACAUCCAGCCCUUGCUCAGCCCUCCGCAGAGCCCACGCUUCCCGCGCAACGACCUGGACAGCUUCGAGAACCCGCGUGCCCCUCCGCCGGUCCCCCGCAGCUACACGUCGCCUGGUGUUGCGCCACCCAUCUCCCCGCAAAUCAAUGGUACUCUCAUUCCGAACCGUCCAGCUCCGAAACCACCGGGUGCUGCAUCCGCAAACCUCAUCCCUAGUCGCUCUGCUCCUUCAGCGCCCACUCCGUCUUCGCAGCAGCCCGUUCAGACCCCGAGGGAAGAGAACGCCUAUCCACAGGUCGCCUACGCCCCUCCCACCGUGACAGACAGCCCACAUGGAACCUCUUCGGCACCACGAAGUCGAGCUAACACAACGGGCGGCACACCGCCUCACUUCGACUCGCCAUCGAGUGCGACGGCCAUGUCUCCUGCCCAGCAGUAUCAGCAGCAGCAAGCCCAAGCUAUGGCUGCUGCUCAGCAAUCCAUGUCCGUGAAACAGCCCCAAUUAGCACGAGCUCUGAGCCAGAAAACACCACAGCCGCAGGCCCCGCACCUUACUCCUGCCGCCCCUGCGCCUUCGCAACCUUCGCCUCAGCAACAGUUCGCUCAGCAAUCUGAUCCCCAGAACAUUCCUCUACCAUCUCAGCAGGCACGCGUUGGUCCAGCACCCCGCCCUAGACAGAGGCCACGACAAAGCCAAGGACCGGACAUUGUAGCCAAGCUGAAUGCUAUUUGCACCAACGCUGAUCCCACGCUGAGAUACCGAAACCUGAACAAGAUUGGACAAGGUGCAUCGGGUGGCGUUUUCUCUGCGUAUGAAGUCGGCAGCAACAAAUGCGUGGCUAUCAAGCAGAUGAACCUGGAACAACAACCGAAGAAGGAUCUGAUCAUCAACGAAAUUCUGGUCAUGCAGAACAGCAAGCACAGGAACAUUGUAAACUUUAUGGACAGCUUCCUCGUUCGGGGAGAUUUGUGGGUAGUCAUGGAAUACAUGGAGGGUGGCAGUUUGACGGAUGUUGUAACCUUCAACAUCAUGUCAGAAGGACAGAUCGCUGCCGUCUGCCGUGAAACUCUGAACGGCCUUCAACAUCUGCACUCAAAGGGUGUUAUCCAUCGUGACAUCAAAUCUGAUAACAUAUUACUCUCCUUAGAGGGCAAUAUCAAGCUGACCGAUUUCGGAUUCUGCGCCCAGAUCAGCGAAACCCAGAACAAACGUACCACCAUGGUUGGAACACCAUACUGGAUGGCACCGGAGGUAGUCACGCGAAAAGAGUAUGGCAGAAAGGUCGACAUCUGGUCCCUAGGUAUCAUGGCUAUCGAGAUGAUCGAAGGAGAGCCACCAUACCUAAACGAAAGCCCUCUUCGUGCAUUAUGGCUCAUUGCAACGAACGGCACGCCUACCAUCAAAGACGAGCAAGCUCUCUCGCCUGUGUUCAAGGACUUCUUGCACUUCUCGCUGAAGGUCGACCCAGACAAGCGGGCUAGUGCCCAUGAUCUUCUCACCCAUCCAUUCAUUUCCACGGCAGAGCCUUUAAAUACGUUGGCACCACUGGUACUCGCUGCGAGGAAGGCUCGGGCUGAGGAACGACGGAAAAAAGGUGGUUUGUGA
Molecule: messenger RNA, 2058 nt
Organism: Didymosphaeria variabile
Lineage: Eukaryota; Fungi; Ascomycota; Dothideomycetes; Pleosporales; Didymosphaeriaceae
Gene: STE20
Product: signal transducing kinase of the PAK
Exons: 5
Coding region: 1-2058 (685 amino acids)
Biological process (GO): intracellular signal transduction; protein phosphorylation; regulation of MAPK cascade
Cellular component (GO): cytoplasm
Molecular function (GO): ATP binding; protein serine/threonine kinase activity
Source: RefSeq, a predicted model, not a curated record